Leptonychotes weddellii (Weddell seal) is the source of this 1427-nucleotide messenger RNA. The record is from RefSeq and is a predicted model, not a curated record. Lineage: Eukaryota; Metazoa; Chordata; Mammalia; Carnivora; Phocidae.
GCGGCCUCGCGGCUGGGCUCGACUCAGCGCCGGCGCGCGGGCGGGGGAGCCGGGGACCACCGCUCCAGCCCGCUGGCCUUCGAAAGAUCCUCCUGGGCCAAUGGCAGGCGGGGCGACGCGCCCGGAUUGGUGCAGGCGCUCUGCUGAUCACUGUGGAAACCAGGGCGGCGGGGAACGCGGGAGGAUGCGGAGCCGCGGGCGGGGGGAGCCGAAGGGGCGGGCGGAAGAGGCGUCCGGGUCCUGAACGACCCCGGAGUUUUUCCUGGAGGCAGAAGUCCACUGCGGGCUGGCUGGCGGGCGGAGGGCGGGGCGGAGCAAAGACACCGCUUGGGGGCACUGGGUAGCCGGGGAUAGUCAGAGGGAAGGCAGGGGUGACUCCCGAGCGCGGGCAAGGAGGCUGGGGGAAGGGCGCGGCGGGAGGAGGAGUAGGAGAAGACAAAAGCCGAAAGGGAGGAGGGCCCGGGCCGCACACUCGAGCUGCGGGCGUGGAGGCCACAGUGCACGGGGCAUCCCGGUCAGCAGGCAGCAUGGGGAAAGGGGGGAACCAGGGCGAGGGGGCCACCGAGCGCGAGGCGCCCAUGGCCACCUUCAGCUGGGAGGAGAUUCAGAAGCACAACCUGCGCACGGACAAGUGGCUCGUCAUCGACCGCAAGGUCUACAACAUCACCAAAUGGUCCAGCCGGCACCCAGGGGGCCAGCGGGUCAUCGGGCACUACGCGGGGGAGGAUGCUACGGAUGCCUUCCUCGCCUUCCACCGUGACCUUGAUUUCGUGCGCAAGUUCAUGAAGCCUCUGCUGAUUGGAGAGCUGGCUCCAGAGGAGCCCAGCCAGGACCAUGGCAAGAACCCCCAGAUCACCGAGGACUUCCGGGCCCUGAGGAAGGCCGCCGAGAACAUGAACCUGUUCAAGAGUAACCACCUGUUCUUCCUCCUUCUCCUGGCCCACAUCAUCGUCAUGGAGAGCAUUGCCUGGUUCAUCAUCUUUUACUUUGGCAAUGGCUGGAUUCCAACCAUCAUCACGGCCUUUGUCCUUGCUACCUCUCAGGCCCAAGCUGGAUGGCUGCAACAUGAUUAUGGCCACCUGUCUGUCUUCAAGAAGUCCGCAUGGAACCACGUUGUCCACAAGUUCAUCAUUGGCCACUUAAAGGGUGCCUCCGCCAACUGGUGGAACCAUCGCCACUUCCAACAUCACGCCAAGCCCAACAUCUUCGGCAAGGAUCCCGAUGUGAACAUGCUGCACGUGCUCGUCCUGGGCGAAUCGCAGCCCGUUGAGUACGGCAAGAAGAAGCUCAAAUACCUGCCUUACAACCACCAGCACAAGUACUUCCUCCUGAGUGAGUGUUGGGGGCUGCCCUCCAACCACACCCCAGAAUGGCCAUCUGUCCUCCCCCCCAACCACCUGCCACCUCUUUAGACCCAGGAAUCGCCC